Molecule: messenger RNA, 325 nt
Organism: Closterium sp. NIES-67
Lineage: Eukaryota; Viridiplantae; Streptophyta; Zygnematophyceae; Desmidiales; Closteriaceae
Source: the annotation of a GenBank genome assembly
ACUCACAGCGGUCCGUUGAGCUCCACUUGAUAGGCGAACCUGGCAAGAGAUGACGCCGGGCACGCCGCACCAACAGGUGGAAACGACGCGGGCGGCGGAGGGGAGGGGGUGGGGGUGGUCGAAGGUGGGGGUGGGAGGCGGAAACUGGAGGCGGGGGGGGGUGGAAACCCGGGGGGCGGGGGAGAGGGCGUGGGGGGAGGGGGCGGGGGUGGGGGGGAUGGAGGGGGGGGGGGGGGGGGGGGGGGGGGGGGGGGGGGGGGGGGGCGGGGAAGGGGUGGCAGUGGCGUCGCAGGAGUAGUCGAUGGUGACGGUGCCGCGGUGGCCA